AUGGUUAAAUUCAGCGAUGAACUGAAGAAAGCUUGCUCCGACAUAAAACUCGAUAUAUCCGGUGAAGCAACACCUGAAACUACUGGAUUUUUCGAGGUCACCGUUGAUGGAAAAUUAGUUCAUUCAAAAAAAGAUGGUGAUGAGUUUCCAGAUACGAAGGAGAAGAUGGAUAAGAUCGUGAAAGCGAUCAAAGAAGCCAAAUAA
Molecule: messenger RNA, 204 nt
Organism: Rotaria sp. Silwood1
Lineage: Eukaryota; Metazoa; Rotifera; Eurotatoria; Philodinida; Philodinidae
Source: the annotation of a GenBank genome assembly